Molecule: messenger RNA, 3057 nt
Organism: Nakaseomyces glabratus
Lineage: Eukaryota; Fungi; Ascomycota; Saccharomycetes; Saccharomycetales; Saccharomycetaceae
Gene: RAT1
Product: ssRNA exonuclease RAT1
Biological process (GO): nucleobase-containing compound metabolic process
Cellular component (GO): nucleus
Molecular function (GO): nucleic acid binding; 5'-3' RNA exonuclease activity
Source: RefSeq, a predicted model, not a curated record
AUGGGUGUUCCAUCCUUUUUCAGAUGGCUUUCUAGGAAAUAUCCGAAGAUUAUAUCUCCAGUACUGGAAGAACCUCAGCAACUCGUUGAUGGAGUUGCUUUACCGAUAGAUUAUGCUGGUCCAAACCCUAAUGGAGAGCUAGAUAAUCUUUAUCUUGAUAUGAACGGUAUUGUACAUCCUUGUUCUCAUCCUGAGAACAAACCUCCACCAGAGACAGAGGAUGAUAUGCUGCUGGCGGUAUUUGAAUAUACUAACAGAGUUCUAAAUAUGGCUAGACCCAGGAAAGUACUUGUGAUAGCUGUCGAUGGUGUUGCUCCAAGAGCCAAAAUGAAUCAACAGAGAUCUAGACGUUUCAGAAGUGCUAGGGAUGCUGAAAUUGAAAAUGAAGCUCGUGAAGAAAUAAUGCGCCAAAAAGAACAGUUGGGACAAAUUAUUGAUGAUUCAGUAAAAAAUAAGAAGACAUGGGAUUCAAAUGCCAUUACACCUGGUACACCAUUUAUGGAUAAGUUAGCCAUUGCUCUUCGUUAUUGGACUGCUUUCAAAUUGGCAACUGAUCCUGGUUGGAAAAAUUUACAGGUUAUUAUCAGUGAUGCAACAGUACCUGGUGAAGGUGAACAUAAAAUUAUGAAUUUCAUCCGAUCUCAAAGAGCCGAUCCAGAAUAUAACCCUAAUACAACACAUUGUAUAUACGGUCUUGACGCUGAUCUAAUUUUUCUGGGAUUAGCCACACAUGAACCACAUUUCAAGAUUUUGAGAGAAGAUGUUUUUGCACAAGACAAUAGAAAAAGAAAUAAUGUGAAAGAUACAAUAGAUAUGACCGACGAAGAAAAAGAUCUAAUACGGAAACAAGACUCAGAAAAACCAUUUUUAUGGCUUCAUAUUAGUGUCCUUAGAGAAUAUUUGUCUGCUGAACUAUGGACACCUAAGCUACCAUUCCCUUUUGACCUGGAAAGGGCUAUUGAUGAUUGGGUAUUUAUGUGUUUUUUCUGUGGUAAUGAUUUCUUACCACAUUUGCCAUGCUUGGAUGUCAGAGAGAACAGUAUUGAUAUUUUACUUGAUAUUUGGAAAUCAAUAUUGCCUAGACUGAAAACAUACAUGACUUGUGAUGGUAAAUUGAAUCUUGAAUCAGUUGAGAUGGUUCUGAAAGAGCUUGGGAAUAGAGAAGGUGAUAUAUUUAAGACAAGACAUAUUCAAGAAAUCAGGAAAAAAGAAGCUAAUGAAAGAAGAAAACAACAAAAGCAACAAAAUGUUUCUACUGGACAAGAUAGACAUCCAACAAAGUUCAAUGAACAAUUACAGAUGUACGACACUAAUGGUAGUCUUGCAAAGGGUAGUUGGAAUCUAACCACUAGCGACAUGGUUAGAUACAAAAAAGAGUUGAUGCUUGCUAAUGAAGGUGAUGAAAACUCAAUCAAAAUCAUUGAGGAGGUGAGUGAAAGGAAUAACUCCCUAAUGAAGGAGAUUCAAAGUGAAAUGACACCAGAAGAUUACAAGGGAAAUAACAAUAACUUCACUGCUGCCGAAUUGCUGAAGAAGAAGUUGAAUGCUAGAAAACGUGAAUUGGAAAAAGAGAAAGAAAAUGAAGAGCAAGAACGUGCAUCUAAACAGCCUAAAAUAAGCGAAACUCCAGAUGAGAGUGAUCUUACUGAAGAAAUUGAAGCAGAUGUCAUAGCUGAGGUGGAAGAUGAAACCACACCCGAUGAGAAGGAUACCGACUCUAUAAUUACUGAGGUUCCCGAAAUCUCUAAUGGAGGGAUUACUUCAGGUGUUAUUGACACAGAUGAAGCAGUUAAGCUUUUUGAGCCAGGGUACCAUGAUAGAUACUAUAUUGAGAAAUUUCACAUUGAGCCUAAUCAAAUCCCAGCACUAAGCAAACACAUGGUAAAAUGCUAUAUAGAAGGUGUGUCAUGGGUAUUAAUGUACUAUUAUCAAGGAUGCGCCUCUUGGACGUGGUACUAUCCUUACCAUUAUGCGCCUCUGGCAGAAGAUUUUGUUGACUUCCAUGACUUGGACAUUAAGUUCGAACUUGGAGAGCCAUUUUUGCCAUAUGAACAACUGAUGAGUGUCCUUCCAGCUGCGUCUGGCCACAACCUACCGGAAGUUUUCCGUCCUCUGAUGAGUUCCGAGGAUUCUGAAAUCAUUGAUUUCUACCCGACCGAGUUCCCCAUUGACAUGAAUGGUAAGAAGAUGUCAUGGCAGGGUAUUGCUCUGUUACCGUUCAUUGAUGAGACAAGACUAUUGACUGCUACUAGAAACCAAUACAAGUUCUUGAGUGAGGAUGAAAAGAGGCGUAACACCCGUAACGAUCCGGUACUACUGAUUAGUAAUAAGAAUGUGAACUACGAGAAGUUCGCCAAAAGGCUUUACAAGAAAGGUCAUGAGGACAACUUCCAGCUGGUAUUCCAUCAUUUCAAGAGUAGUUUAGCCGGCAUAGUAUCAACUGACACGGAGGGUUUCAAGUUACAUGCCAAGUUGCCAUGCCCUAUCCAGUCUGGUGCAUUACCUGAGUUAUCCACCAAUCUAUUCCUGAAGAUGCAGUACAAGCUAUUACCAUUGCCCUCUGCUAACAAAUCUCUGAUCCUGAACGGGUUUAUUCCUUCAGAACCCAUGCUAACCCAGCAUGACUUCGACUCCAUUGUCUACAAGUACGGCACCAGAGGGUUCCAGAGGAACCAGAGGAACUUUGGCAUGGAGAUGAAGCAGAACAUAGUACCAGUGGGCCCCAGUGGUACCACGCAGUAUAAACCACGUAUCGGCGGAUACAGGUCGUUCUUCUACUUUGGCCAGCUAAACCAGCAGAUGCACCAGCAUAACCAGGUCUACCAGCAAAACCAGGCUCCUACACAUGACAGAUACAGGAACGACAGGUCCGACAGGGGUGGCAGAGGAUAUGGUAGACCCGACCACGAUAGAGGUGAUUACCGAGGUGAUUACCGGGGUGAUGGCUACAGAGGAGGACACAGAGGUGGCUACAGAGGAGGCUCAAGGUCUAGAGGCCCAUCCUCAAGAGGUAUCUCUUCCAGAGGCUAUUCAGGACCAAGCAGAUAUAAUAGAUAG